Messenger RNA from Apus apus (common swift), 1148 nucleotides. It is a transcript of the gene CRABP1, whose product is annotated as cellular retinoic acid binding protein 1. Lineage: Eukaryota; Metazoa; Chordata; Aves; Apodiformes; Apodidae. Gene Ontology annotation, biological process: fatty acid transport. The record is from RefSeq and is a predicted model, not a curated record. Bases 501 to 872 code for a protein of 123 amino acids. The transcript has 5 exons. Gene Ontology annotation, cellular component: cytosol; nucleus. Gene Ontology annotation, molecular function: fatty acid binding.
CGGUAGCUGUCCAGAAGCAGCCCGCAGCUUGUGCGUGUGACACAAACGCCCUCCGGGGCGGCGGUGCCAGCCAGGAUGUGAGCGGCGGAGACCAAGAAGGCCUGAGGAGGAGGAGGAGGAGGUUCGAGUUUGCCGCCAGGGCCGCAUCGGACGGUCCUGACUGGAAUGUGCAGCGGGCUGCCCCUUGUGUGGGGGGGAACGUCACCCCGCCGGGGCAGGCCGGGCACGACAUGUACUUCUCACCCUGGGUCACUCUAUAAAAUAAAAAGAGCUGGCUGGCAGCAUCCUGGAGCUGCAGGAAAAGCUGAGCAGUGCCUGCCCGCUUCUCCGACCACAGCACAGAAGGCUGCUUUCAUGUCAUGGGAGUGAGAGGGAGUUUCCCCACUAGUCAUCUGUUUCAGAAGGAAAAAAAGAAAAAAAAAAAAAGGUUGACCUUGGAGAGGAUGUCAAGGCAUACUGCUCUAAUAUAUUGAAGUUCAGAAACGCUCGUUUUCUUACUAAUGACAGAGUGGGAAGCAUUUUCCAAAAGUGUCAAUGCCAUGCUCAGGAAGGUGGCGGUGGCUGCCGCCUCCAAGCCCCACGUGGAGAUCCGCCAGGACGGGGACCAGUUCUACAUCAAAACUUCCACCACUGUCCGCACCACCGAGAUCAACUUCAAAAUCGGGGAGAGCUUUGAGGAGGAAACGGUGGAUGGACGAAAGUGCAGGAGUUUGGCCACUUGGGAGAAUGAAAACAAGAUCUAUUGCAAACAAACACUUAUUGAGGGGGAUGGCCCCAAAACAUACUGGACUCGAGAACUAGCUAAUGAUGAGCUGAUUUUGACCUUUGGUGCUGAUGAUGUUGUGUGCACAAGAAUUUAUGUAAGAGAGUAAAAACAUCAAUUUACUUGUCAUCUGGGAUGAAAUGGAGCGCUGUGAAAAUCCCCAGUAGAACAAGUAUUUGUGUGUGCUGUUACUAAUGCGGUGUUGUAUGUGCCCCUGUGUGUUACAUCAGAACCCAUAUCCUCUCUUAAGUGUAUUUUGCUUUCAUUUUUCAUUGCAGACACUAUUCCUUCCCACUUUUAUGCCAUCAUUUUCCAUGUCUGCUUUGUAUUUUGUAGUUGUCACUUGCUAUGGUUUCAUCAGUUAUUAAACUUAUUGGGCAUAACU